Messenger RNA from Pocillopora meandrina, 27496 nucleotides. Lineage: Eukaryota; Metazoa; Cnidaria; Anthozoa; Scleractinia; Pocilloporidae. The record is from the annotation of a GenBank genome assembly.
AUGGCAGUCUGCCGAUCGAAUUUAUCGCUCUUAGCUUGUUUUUUACUACUUUCAUUUUCCGCCAUUGUAGAAACACAGAAUGAGGACAGCGGUAAAGUCAAAGAGAAGGAAGCUGCCGAGAAAGAGAGGAAAUACAGUGCGACCCACACGGCAUUCCUGCUUGUUAUGAUGUUUUUGUUGAUUAUCACUGUGUUGACUGUGUGGUUUUUUAAAGUAAAGCGUUGGCGCUUUCUGCACGAGACGGGAUUUUGUAUGAUAUACGGUAAGUUCUCUAUUAUAGGUACCGUAGUUUCUCGGUUAUAUGGCGCACAGUUUUUUCAAGAAAAUUCUGUCUUCGGUUGGAAAGUUAAUGCAGAAAUUGGGGUGUCGUCUUAUAGCAAAGUAUUUGUGCGCAACAAAAUCUUAAGAUCACAAUUUUAGUAGAACUUACAGUUAAAAAGGCAUGAAAAGGACUCUAAUUGUUGAGAGAAAAAGCAGAGAUUUUUGGUCUGAGGUGUAGCGAAGAUUGCGUCAAAUUCAAUCCUUCAUUCUUAUAAACUAAAAAGGAACACUGCUUUCAGAACACUAACCACCUGCCAUAGAAAAGUUUGCAUACGUGCUAAGCAGCACCUGCUCGGUAACAUGAUAUCCAACUGAGGUCCUUCGGUCGGUAGCAUUCUAUGGAUGCACACUUUGUUAUCAUCCGCAGCUCACCAGGAAAACAGUUGUCGGUUGCGUCAUUUUCUCAGCAUGGAUUCUGAAAUGCCAUAUUCACGGGCAAUUUCACGAUUGCUAUUGACUGCCUCGGCUUCAGCAACAAUUUUCAACUUGACGUCGAAGUCAUACGAGUGACGGCGAGCGCUUGGCAUAUUUGCGAUCGAACACGAAGUUGAAGUCUCUGACUGUUUAUGAUGAGAAAGUAUCGGUUAGUUUUGCAACUGAGUUUUAAAUCAGUUGGUUGAUGUUAAUAGAAUGAAAUCGGAUCAUUGAAUAUUUGUUAUUUAAUUUCGCAAAUAGAAGCAUAUUUCGUAAACAGAAAGGCUAAAAUAAACGAGUCAUCGUUUUAUGUUUCUCAUUACAGGUGUGAAAUUUUAGCCCAGGUUUUUACGUAGAUCAUUAAAUGUGUGACUUUUUCACUUUUAUUACUGUGAUACCUGUGGUAGCCCAGUCAUUUUUUUCCUCCGCCACAAAAUGGAAAAAUUGCGCAAUAGUAUCCAGUGGUCAUUGGGCCCUCAACACCAUGACAACUAACUGUGAUCCAAUGAGGGUGAAGGUGUUCACAUGCUGAUCACGUGUUAUCUUGACGAUGAUUGACGUUGUCAUGCACGGACAGGUCCGAGUCACAUGACGAACACGAGAUUUUUGCUUAGAAAACUCUUUUGCCGAUCGUUUUGUAUUUCAACAUGUUUGGAUUACGAUCACCUGAAGCAUUAUAGCGCAAACGCUCAAAAUACUUACAGACGCAUACACAAGUCGUAUUGUUCGCAGCCAAUCCACACUAAAAGAUGUUAUUGAGCGGUAAUUUUGGAACGGAUUGAGUCGCGAACGCUUGCAUGAAAGCCAUGAAAGCCUUGAAUGCCUUGUAUGCUAAGUAUGCCAAUGUCAUAGUUGAAAAACGUACACUUGUUUUAAAAAGCAAAAUCUGAAAUCUGAAACCAAACUGCAUAUACUUUAUACAAUCUAUUGAACAACACUACUACCGUGAGACUGAAGAACAAAACUCUAAUGGAUGCAAACUGCCUGUGAAGAAAGACACCAUGUUGGAUUCACCUGAUGCCAGGGAACGUAGCUACGAUAACAGUGCGAAUGGUAUUAAUUUCGCGAUCAGAAAGGUGAAUCUUAAGUUUGUUUUCAUUGUAGUUGUAUGGAUAUUCUUUUUUAAUAAAUACAUGAUCCAAAAUCCUGUGUUUUUUGUGUAUAAUGUUAUCAUGUUAAGUAUUGUUUACGCAAUUGUCUUGUCACAAGCAGCCCAAGCUCACGUCUCGAGAAAAAGCCAACGAUUAAUUCAUGAACGCGUCACGCGUUGUGUGACUCGGUGUUCAAUUACGAAAGGAACCGUUGAAAAUUUGAACACGUUAUAGGGAAUAGCAUAGAGAACGAAAUAUGGUCGAUUUAAAACGAUAAAUAUUUCGAAAUAUGAACAUUUUGCUCGUAAAAUCAAUAAAACUUUCUCAUACCCUGUGUAUCCGUUGUAGUUUCUGGCGAUUUCUGCCGUUUUAAGCGUGCUUUACCAUCACUGUUAUUCACGUCAUCUACUUUUAUUACGUUGAUAAAAUCUGUACAGAUAUCACACCAACCAACUCGCGCGCAAAGUAAGAAGACUACAUUGAAGGCUUGAAAUUAUAUUACGAUCGAUUUUCAUCAAGAAAUGGGCCAGGAAUAAUCCACAAUAGUGCAAAUAAUUGCGAAAGCUGAUCGCGGAAAAGCGAUUGCGUGACGCUCCGUAAGCUGGAAGAUGACAUAUUAUUAUAUACCAGACGUAAAAACUCUUCAGAUUCUCAGUCUGCAUUUUAUACCCACUCUGCAGUCUAUAUUUUGUAUCCAGUCUGCAGUCUGCUGUCUGCAUUUUGUACUAACAGGUAUCCGUGGCACCAAUACAGUUUAUUUUUGGUUACAUUUAUUCGCACAACACAUACAAUCUACAAAAAAUUCCUGUGUGUGAGUUAAUUCGACAUUUUUGUUCUUUUCCGCGUUAAUGCUCUUCUUUCCUUUUGUAAGCAUGUAGACAUCACUUACAAUGUUUCAAAUAAUCCACCCACCCUACAAAAAAUAACUCUUGCAUGCAUAGCAUGCCUAUGUUUUGAAAUAGGUGUAUGCUCUUGGCCAGACUUGAGCUCACUAUUUCAGUAUACUAGUCCGACACCCGUAGUAUCACUACACUUGAUUCCAAGGAUCCACUACCAUCCAGGUAUCCCAGUUACCCUGCUCACAGGGUCUAGUUUACCUUAGCAAACGAGUUUGCAUGCCAGUUGUGUAGCUGUAACUGUUCUCGGUUCUAGCACUUCCUUUUGUCAUUACGACUUCAACACGGACAAAGUGUGUAAUUCAUUAAGAAAAAGGUGAUGGCGCUUCCACAAACUGGGCCUCAAAGCCGAAGCAGUCGAUGAAGAAGGGGUUUAGUGUGCCUGCUCUGUUGAAGAAGUAGACAAUGAUUACGUGAGCGUUUUCUAUGACGGCUUGAAUGCAGAGUGGAAUCGCCGCGCCUGUGAUCCACGAGAUAGGGAUCGAACAUUGCCUGACCAGAAAAGAAAGCGAAUAAACCUUUCCCUUCAGUGAACAAUGUCUUCACCCAAAGACUUAUGUAAACAAAAAGCUCAAAUUACGGUUCGCUUCAAUUUCUGGCGUGAAUUUGCAUAAUCUUUCAUGGACGAAAUCUUUAUGAAUUUCAAAGAUCAAAACCAUUUUCUAAACUACAUCUGCUUUCGUGGAAAAGGUUGUGGUUAUUCAUCGUGGUGAAUAACAAUAAAAACUAAGUUUUCCGUUUGUCUCACGAUGUAGUCACGUGUGAUGUAGAUCGCGUAUUUAUUUUUUACAUCUGCUUUAUCUUUAUCCACUUAGCAGACAAGGCUUUCAAAAUUGCGUUCAAAAUACCAGCUACAAAACAAAUAAACAAUUUAACGUAGUUCACUUCGAAUUUCUCGAUCUAUCCCAGUUUCUCCGACUGUAUCCAAACAGCUGUGCGCCAGCGCCUGCUCUCUGCGAAAAUUUGGAGAAGCUUGACAUCUCCUUACUUUUAACAAAGAUUGUUAAAAUCCGCUGUAAAACUCUGAUAGUUUUUAAUGAGAGAGACUUACUUUUAGGCAGGAACUGCUUUUUUAUGGCAAAAGAUAAAUUUAAAAAAACUCGCACCUUCUUCACUGUGAGACUUGUGAAUGAAAAAAUAUCACACCCUCAUCUUGCCACGUGUUUGAUUGAAAACGAAAAUAACUCAAAUAUAUGCUCUCGCAAAAACUAGAAAUCAUUGCUUUGUUCGGUAUAUCUUGUAUCAUCAACAUAGUUACACGAAUUCGGCGCUUUUGCAAAGAAGGAUCCUCGUGUUAGGUAAACAUGUUGGUUCUAAAAACGAUGAGCGCCUCUUUUGAAAACAGCUGUGCGCCAGAAAAGAGGUCUUUAAUCGCCUCGAGGCCCUCCACAGAAAACCGUCACUUUCGAUUGUAUUUAACACCCGUAGUAAGACCAAAAAAUAAAAUUUGUACGUUGACUUUUUGCCAGGCGACUUGACCUACAUAUAGAGAGAGGUGGUUUAAAUGAGUCACUGCAAUACGGAUAAAUUGUUUCGAUCGGCCGAUCGAAUUCGCCUCCGGAAAUGUUUACAAAUUCAAAAUAAUUUACAGGCAUAGUUGCAAACCGCACAGCUGAUCUCGUAAAUCUCGAUAAUUUCCUUUCAAUUUCAAAAAGAAAAAAUGUCCUCGGUAAAAAAUAGUCUAUUCCACGGUUGCAGCAGGGACGUAAUCAAUUCGAACUCGUAUCUGAAAUGGAAAUCGUGGUAAGUAUUGUUGCUGGAUAUCCGUGCGGACGAAACGAAAUAACAGUUGUCUUGUUAGCAACAUUAAACUAAGUAUGUCCAGAUAGAGCUAAAUUGAAUACUGGAACAAAUCCUUCCAAGGCUUUCCUCUGACUCCGAAAAUAAUCAUUGGCCGAUUGGCCGAUCGAAACAAUAGCCUCAUGAUCGAUUUCUACUGAGGGGACCCGUGGUUCUAAAACAAUUUAUAGACCAUAACUGACGGUAUGGUCCCCGGCGAGGCUCAGUUCAAAAAGGAGGUAGGGUUACCGAGCUGGUUUUCAACGGUCGUGUGUCAAGGUUGAUGUGGCCGCGGGCUGUUAGAAACCUCUAAACUGGAAAUUUUUGAAGCAAACUGCGACUUAGUGUCGGUUGCACGGGGAAGAUUGAGUUUUUAGCGAAUUCUAAUGAAACUACAGUAUAUGUGCUUGGAUUCUGCGUUGGAUUUGUGGGCGCCCGAUCAUUUUGAGCUUGGAUUUUUCGCUUCUCGGAUCAGGCGUUCGGAAAUGGAGUGUUCAGCCUUGGGCUUUUCUUAUGUACGUUGAAAACCUCGAAAUAAACAACUCGCUUAAAUGGGCUCUUUUCAUCAAAGUAAGCGGUCAGAUAACAAGCGACACACUGUGGAAGUAAGGUGAGGUUUUUUUUUUGUUGAGAAUUUGACGUAUUUUUUAUUCCUUAGAGCGGUCGUAAAUAUGCCCAUACAAACUCUUAUAAUUCCGUCAUGACUGUUAUUGCGCAAGAUGAUCAUCUCACAGCUGGAGCUUGGGCCGCCUGUGGAUGACGUCACGUGGUUGAAUUCCCAGCUGAGUGAAAACUCGUGAAAUUCCGGACUACUAAACUGUGCACCAUUGUCUGAAACAACAGUGUUCGGAAUCCCAUGUCUACUGAAUUUCUGUUUAAGAACUUGAAUAACUGCAAAUGAGGUAGUGUCCUCAAGUUCAUCAACUUAUACAAAAUUUGAGAAAUAAUCAACGAGUGUGAUGUUUACUGUAUACUGAUCUGUAGCAACUUUGCUCCAUGGCCUGUCAGAAACUCUUUGAGAUUACAUAGGCUGACCAGCAUUUUUCGCUUGAAACUGUGCGCAAACUGAGCAUCUCUCAACUACAGCUUUGAUUUCUGAAUUAAAGUCAGGCUAGAAGACGAUGUCUUUAGCCUUUCUCAGGAAUUAAGCAAUUCCUUGAUGGCUGAAGUGUAUUCUUGAAAGCAUCUCCGGCCUCAUAGAUUUCGGAACUAUCACUCUCUGACUCUUAAACAGAAUUCCAUUGUGGAGUGAAAUCUCUUCUCUAUGAUUCCAGUAAUCGCGAACUUGUACUGGGCAUUGCUCUCUUUUCUCUGGCCAUCCCGUUAGGACAGUGGUUUUUAAGGUUUCGAGAACGAGGUCUUGCACUGAAGACUUCUGCAGUUGAACUAGCCUUUCUGGAGCUACUUUGAUGGAAUUAAAGGGGGUGAGUGUUUCAAGUUCCAUAGCGAAAACCUGAAAGUUGUCUGACGUCCACGUAGUAUCAGCAAGUGAGGCUCUUGACACAAGAUCGGCGACAUACAUCUGUGUACCAAGUUUAUUCUUCACCUCUACAUUAAAGCGUUGUAACCGCAACAUCAUUUUCUGUCAACGACACGGAGCCGAGUGGAUGGUCUUUUUAAAAAUGCUCAGCAUCGAAGGUGGGCAUUUGAUAUUUAGGAAGGAUGACUGCCUUGUUAAGAUCUUUAGGGUCCAGGCAAAUCCUGAUCUUGUUUGGUGUGGUUACUACAACCAUACUACUGAUCCAGUCGGUGGGUGUGGUGACUUUCUCCUCGAUUCCUUUCUUCUCCAAGUCAUCAAGUUUGGCCUCGACUCUUUCGCGUAAGGCGACUGGUACUCGACGUGGAGAGUGCUGCACUGGCUUAAUGUUAGGGUCUUUCACAAUCUUGGUAUCUCCAAUAUGGCCCAACCCUUCAAACAUGUCACUGCAAUCUCUCAAAACCUGAUCUCUAGUCAGGAGACUGUUCCUAACAGUAUGAAUAGAUUCCUCUGGAUCCAAUUCAACCUUGAGAAGCUCUAACUAUUCACAGGUCUCAGCUGAUAAUAAGGGUUUGUUAGUACUGUUAACAACUUGGAAUAUCAGGUUCAGGCAGUUGCCUUUUCUCUCUACCGUGAAGAUAAUCUCGCCUAUUGCCGAUAUCAAAGUACAAUCAAAUAGCUUAAGCUGUGAGUUGGGCUUACUUAAAGGGGAUCACCAUUCUGGAGUAGUUGAACCAGACUUCUGUGACUGAUAACAUUGCAAGUUGCUCCAGUGUUCAACUGACACAUAAACUGCUCUUUGUACUUCUGAUCUUUACUAUUUUACUUUUCACUUUAUUUUUCUAUUUUCUUUUUUUUUUUGCGUAUCUUUUUGUCCUGUUGUGUUAUAUUUCUUCAUUUUCGUUUUAUUUCCAUUGUAAUUAAAUGAAGUCAGUAAAAAAUAAAUAAAUAAAUAAACAAAUUUGACCCGCCUCGAUUAGCAUUUGCUAUCCGCAGGUCAAAGGAAUAUCAUGUAAUAUGUAAGAAAAUGAAAAUAAAAGUGUGAAAGUGUCAUCUACUAUAAACGUAAUGCUAGAUGUCAACUGUUUACCACUACCACUACCACUAAUUGCUGUUAUCUCCUCUAGCUGUAACAAUGAUUCCUCUGACUCAAAACCUUCUGCCUCCUCGGCAACAUGAACUUUCUUUUUGCUUGACUGACGCAUGCGAGCGAAAUGAUUCAUUUUCUAACAAAUUCGACGUUUCUCUUCGUGUGCUGGACAAUCAGUCAGCCUAGCAUGCUUCCUUUACUGACCACAGUACUUGCAUUUCCAAGAUUUAUUGGCAGGUUUCUUUUGUAUUGGAGGCUUCUUUUGAUUUGGAGGUUUCUUCCCUUGUGCUGAUCUACACUUAUCACGAACGAAAUUCAGUUCGUCGUCAUCCUUCUUCUCGUCAUUUUGUAUUGAUUUUAACUGCUGAUUCGUUAUUUUGCUUGAUUUACACAUGUCGAGAGCUUUAUUCAAGGACAGAGCUCUUUCUAGAAGCAAUCUAGCUUUUGUACUCUUAUCUAAAAUGCCAAUGACUAAUCUAUCUCGUAUCAUUUCUUCUGUAAGAGCUCCAUACUGACAGGAUGAUGCCAAUUUCCUUAAUCUAUUGACAAGAUAAUCAACAGUUUCGUAGGGUGUUUGAAAACAAGAAUUGAGCACAUACCUUUCGUAAGCCACGUUUCGCUUGGGGAGAAAAUAACCCUCAAAUGCUUUGAGUGCUGAAGAAAUAGUUCCUCACCAGACCCAAAAUUAAGAUCCUAAAAAUCUGCUAGCACUCUUUUCCCAUAACGGAACGGAGCGUUGCUAACCGUACCGGUUGAUUCUUCUGAUCCAAACCAGUCGCUACUUCGUAAUCUUGUUAUUAUUCUCAGUUACUCGGAAUAUCCCCACGGCAAACCAUUGCUGCUGGUACAGGAAAAUUUGCAGGGAAAUUGUAUAUCUGACGUGGUGGGGGAGCGUGUGGACCCGCGGAAACAGUUCGUGGAGCUGGCGGUGGAGGGGCUUCUUCAGUAUCCGACAUCGUUUCGCUUUCCGCGCACGUGGCUGAUGAAGGAAAUCUAUGAGGUUCUUUUACGGACAAAAUAUCGAACAUGGAUACAUUAAUGUUUUGUUCAAUUACGUUAUUGUUAUGCGUUAUAAUACAAGUCUUAAGAUAAAAUAAAUCAAUUUCAUUUAUAAUACAUCGAUUUUGGAUGUCAUACAUCGAUGUUGUGCAGCAUACAUCGCUUUCCUGACUCAUUCAUGCGCGACCUCAUAUAACUAAAAGAUGUUCAAUAAAACUAAAAGAUGAGGAAGCGGAAAUAGAAAUGACCGGAAGUCAGAUUAAACAAGAAGCCCCGGAAACUAACACUUUCAAAAUGGCGGAAAUAGAGGCAAAUGAUCAGUGAAGUUUGAGAAGCACUAUGCAAGGUGCACGGAUUUGGCUGCCCAACAUCGAAGGAUUUUUUACGUCUUUGGGUAGGCUACAGGAAAGUGCAGAAGGGCAAAGGAACGCUGCGUCCUACGACUCGGCAGAAUUUUUUAGUCGCCGUUUACGAGAAAACGAAAGAACUCUUGUCACUUUUACUCGAAGAAUAGAAGAAGCCAUCCCAAAUGAAGUUGAGGUGAUCUCUGAUCUAAACGAACUUGUUUUCCUUGUGAACGAACUUUCAAGGGACUUUGACAGAAUUUUCGAGGACUCGGAACGUUCUACGUUUACUGCACCAUCGUCCCUAAACGAUCGUCUUUCAACUGUGGCUAGGAACGGUUCAGUUGGCAGACCAGGGCUACAAAUCUUACAGCAACAGCUGCAAAUUCUGCACAGUGACGCCAGCUUUCGUUUGGCUGAUAUCGUAAGAAUUCUUGGAUGAGAGUAUUGCUUAUGGCAAAAUUGGUUUUGGCAAGAUACAGACAUGGAAGGAUGAUCCUUCCUUAUCUUACUUUCAGUUAACAGUUGUGUUAUUCUUGGGCCCACAAACCAUUUUUAUUCAUAACUUUUCAUUGGACAUAAAAAAAACACAUAAAAUCAUAAUCACUAAGAGGUUGAAUAAGGGAGGGCGUAACUUGAGGAUUUAAGGAGAAAAAUAUGUUUAAUUGGUACAAUUAUCCAUGACUCCAUGUUUUGCUCCUUUACUGCUAGAAAUUUCUACUGCUCAAAUUAAUACAAAAUCUCUAUUAAUUUCCUAAGCAGUGGCCAAGGAAAAUAUGCCAGUGGACCCUUCAUAUAAAACAAUAAAAUAUUUAAAUCUGUUUAGGUUACUCAGGAAAUAUUCCACGUUCAAAGUUCCAGUUUCAAGUUAUUCAGCAUAUUAACUGUUUCGUUAACAGCAUGAUAAACUCAACACUAACAAAAAAGCUUACAAGAGCUCAUUUACAAGGGUAUAAACUUCUCUGCAAUAGCGAUUAUGCGUGCAAUGUAGCCACAGCUUUACCUCAUAUGUUAUUGUUUUGACUGAUUGCAAAUCAAGACUAGAUCUCAGAUUUUAAGUGUUUAUGCUUUGAAGCAUCUAGUACAUUAUGCCACUAUAACAUCAUGUAUUUUUUUCCCGGCUAUUCAAAGUUUUGCACCUCUUUGUAUUAGUAAGGCUGUUAGAUUUGAUAUUAUAACUGAUUAUUGUUACUGUUUCCCAUUGACACUGUCAUUAGUAAUUUUAUUCUUGGCAUACUGACAUGUAUAGCAGUAACCAAUUUAUGCUAACUGUGUUAAGAGUUCAUUUCAAGUACAUGAAGUUCAUACUGUAAAUCACGAACAGCAGUUUAAAUAAAAAGAAGCAAUCUGUAAUACCACUUGGUAGGCUAUGAUUCCAUCAUGAUUAACAGUUUGGAAGGCUGCAUCUCUAGCUUCUUGCAGUGACAAUUCUUGGUUAUGUGUCAAAGUAGUAAUUGUGUCAGGUACUGAAACUGCAUGGUCACUCUGCAUGUCAGGUACAGGCCCUUCUUCAUCAAUCCCAUGAUGGUCAAAAUUAACAGCCUUGCUCACAAUAACCCGGUUGACAUCACACCAGAGAUGCUCCAUUCUCUGGUUAUGAACAGAUUUUCCAGUGAUGUGGCUGCCUCUACUUAAACCUUUUUCUUUCAGCAUGAAGCAAGCAACUUCUGUGUUUUUCAUUUCAAGAUCACUGCGAACUCUUGAUGGUAAAUUGUAGUGCUCAACAGCUGACUGGUAAUACUGCAGUACAGUUAAAGCCCUGUUGUUGGUUGAUGCCUAAAGGAAUACUAUCAUUCUUGAAAAACCAUCUAAACCACCAUGAAUGAUAAUUUUGUAUGGCUGGAUUAGUUUGUGGUUGCCAUCAAUGUGCUUGUUGGACAUCAUGAAGACAUUUGUUCCACUACACUAUCACAUAUAAGUUAGGUUAAAAUAUGGUGUGUAAAAAAAGUUAAAUCUGCCUAUCUGAGUAAUAGUGGUAAUCAUAUAACUAAAUGAUGUUCAAUAAAACUAAAAGAUGAGGAAGCGGAAAUAGAAAUGACCGGAAGUCAGAUUAAACAAGAAGCCCCGGAAACUAACACUUUCAAAAUGGCGGAAAUAAAGGCAGUUUGAGAAGCACUAUGCAAGGUGAGCGGAUUUGGCUGCCCAACUUCGAAGGAUUUUUUACUUCUUUGGGUAGGCUACUGGAAAGAGGAGAAGGGCAAAGGAACACUGCGUCCUACGACUCGGCUGAAAUUUUUAGUCACGUUUACGAGAAAACGAAAGAACUCUAAUGUCACUUUGACUCUUAGAAUAGAAGAAGCCUUCUCAAAUGAAGUUGAGGUGAUCUCUGAUCUAAACGAACUUGUUUUUCUUAUGAACGAACUUUCAAGGGACUUUGACAGAAUUUUCGAGGACUCGGAACGUUCUACGUUUACUGCACCAUCGUCGCUAAACGAUCGUCUUUCAACUGUGGCUAGGAACGGUUUAGUUGGCAGACCAAGGCUACAGAUCUUACAGCAACAACUGCAAACUCUGCACAAUGACGCCAGUUCUCGUUGGGCUGAUAUCGGAAGAAUUCUUGGAAUCUCCGAAAGAACUUUGUGUCAUCGAAGAUAUGAAUUUGGGCUGCCAGUUAAGUGACACCAAGCGCUGGUCAACGCCUGGUUGAAGGGAGCUUGAGGUAAAGGGGCUUACGAAUCCAGCGCCAUCGUAUUCAGGAAACUAUUCGAAGAGUGGAUCUGGUUCUCCGCACUUUAAGAGCAGCGCAGCAGAUAAUUCGUAGAGUGUACAGUGUGCCAUGCCCCAAUGCGUUAUGGUAAAGUAAAAGAAUUCGUUGAAGUGCUAUUUAGUUAACACUACCUUCUUUCUAACGAGUCUAUGUCUAAAGGGGUCUCCUUUUUUAACAGGUCCCCCCUACACCAUUAGAGCCCACCACCCCUCUUUUCAAAAUAGUCAGGCAGUUUGUUAUUUCUCUAGGGGCAACACCCCCCCUGGUGGGGCUCCUGUAUAAAAAGGAGAAGGCUGCUUGUCAUACUUUUUAGGGUUUAAAAAUGCAGGGUUGGUACCUCUUAUGGUGGUCAGUUCCAAAAGGUCCACAGUGGGAGCUUUUGUGCUACCUCUUAGGUAGGGUCUUAAACAGAAAAAAAUGACAGCCAGGGUUAACUGUGUUGUUUCAGAAUUUUUUCCUCUUAGGGGUGAAAAGCAUAUUAAGCUAUGCCCAUGAAACAGGAUCUUGGUACCUUUCAAGGGGUGUUUUCAAAAUUUGCGAUAAGCACUCCUUUCCUUUUUAUAUGGGAGUUCCCUCCACACAGGGGCAACACUGGUUUUAAAUCUGUGAUACAAGGGAGGUCAGGCUGUAAUUUUGAUGCAUGAGCAUUAAUGCCAAUUCAACUCAUGAUUUGAGAUAUACCUCCCCUAGUUCUAUUUAGCCCCCUCACUAAUCACCCUAACCCAGUUUCCCAUCCCCCACCUUCCCCCAAUAUUAUCCUCAAAAUUCCUGACUAUCAUGCCUGUUACUCAUGGGUGGUCAAAAAUGCCUCUUGUUGUUCUUAAGAUUAUUAUUGUUGUUGUUGUCAUUAUUAUUAUUACCACUAUUACUCAGAUAGGAAGAUUAAACUUUUUUUACAUACCAUAUUUUAACCUAACUUAUAUGUGAUAGUGUAGUGGAACAAAUUUCUUCAUGAUGUCCAACAGGCACAUUGAUGGCAACCACAAACUAAUCCAGCCAUACAAAAUUAUCAUUCAUGGUGGUUUAGAUGGUUUUCAAGAAUGAUAGUAUUCCUUUAGGCAUCAACCAAUAACAGGGCUUUAACUGUACUGCGGUAUUUCCAGUCAGCUGUUGAGCACUACAAUUUACCAUCAAGAGUUCGCAGUGAUCUUGGAAUGGAAAACAUAGAAGUUGCUUGCUUCAUGCUGCAAGAAGGAGGUUUAAAUAGAGGCAGCCACACCACUAGAAAAUCUGUUCAUAACUAGAGAAUAGAGCAUCCCUGGUGUGAUGUCAACUGGGUUAUUGUGAGCUGCUUUUUUAACAUUUUCCUCUUUCUUGAGCACAGUGGAAUUUUAGAUCCAACAGAUGAGGUGCAUCUGUUUUGUAUUCAUCUAGUCUACAUUCCACUGAUUAACGCAAUUAACCAAUUUAUCGGUCAGUGGAAUAAUCAUCCUGUAAGCACAUAAUGCAAUUUCUCUCCCAAUCAGCUCUGGAUACAAGGAAUGCUACAUUUCAGAAAUUCUGGGUAUAAGGCUGUGACUGAUGUGACUGCCAGCAAGGCUGUUAACUUAUUCAAUCAUUAUGGGAUUGAUGAAGAAGGGCCUGUACCUGACAUGCAGAGUGGCUAUGCAGUUUUAGUACCUGACACAAUUACUACUCUGACACAGAACCAAGAAUUGCCACUGCAAGAAGCUAGAGAUGCAGCCUUCCAAACUGGUGAUCAUGAUGGAAUCAUAGCCUACCAAGUGGUAUUGCAGAUUGAUUCUUUUUAUUUUAACUGCUAUUCAUGAUUUACUGUAUUAACUUCAUGUACUUGGAAUGAACUCUUAAUACAGUUAGUAUAAACUGGUAUAUACUGCUAUACAUGUCAGUAUGCCAAUAAUAAAAUUACUAAUGACAAUGUAAAUGGGAAACAGUAACAAUAAUCAGUUAUAAUAUCAAAUCUAACAGCCUUACUAAUAUAAAGGGGUGUAAACCUUUGAAUUUCUGGGAAAAAAAAUACAUGAUGUUAUAGUGGCAUAAUGUACAAGAUGCUUCAUAGUAUUAACACUUUAAACCUGAGAUCUAGCCUUGAUUUGAAAUCACUCAAAACACUAACAAAUGAGGUAAAGCUGUGGCUUCAUUGCAUGCAUAAUGGCUAUUGCAGAGAAGUUUAUACCCUUGUAAAUUAGCUCUUGUAAGCUCUUUUUGUUAGUGUUGAGUUUAUCAUUCUGUUAACGAAACAGUUAAUAUGCUGAGUAACUUGAAACUGGAACUUUGAACGUGGAUCAAUUUUCCUGAGUAACCUAAACGGAUUUGAAAAUUUUAUUGUUUUAUAUGAAGAGUCCACUAGUAUAUUUUCCUUAGCCACUGCUUAGGAAAUUAAAAGAAAUUUUGUAUUAAUUUGAGCAGUAGAAAUUUCUAGCAAUAAAGGAGGAAAACAUUCCCAUAAACAUAUGUAAAGUCAUAGAUAAUUGUACCAAUUACAAAGAUUUUUUUCCUUAAAACCUCAAGCUACGCCCUCCCCUUUUCAGUCUCUUAGCGAUAAUGAUUCUAUGUGUUUUUUAUGUCCUAUGAAAAAUUAUGAAUAAAAAUGGUUUGUGGGCCCAAGAAUAACACAGCUGUUAACUGAAAGUAAGAUAAGGAAGGAUCAUCCUUUCAUGUCUAUAUCUUGCCAAAACCAAUUUUGCCAUAAGCAAUACUCUCAUCCAAGAAUUCUUCCAAUAUCAGCCCAACGAAAACUGGCGUCAUUGUGCAGAGUUUGAAGCUGUUGCUGUAAGACCUGUAGCCUUGGUUUGCCAACUAAAUCGUUCUUAGCCACAGUUGAAAGACGAUCGUUUAGGGACGAUGGUGCAGUAAACGUAGAACGUUCCGAGUCCUCGAAAAUUCUGUCAAAGUCCCUUGAAAGUUCGUUCAUAAGAAAAACUAGUUCGUUGAGAUCAGAGAUCAUCUCAACUUCAUUUGGGAAGGCUUCUUCUAUUCUUAGAGUCAAAGUGACAAGAGUUCUUUCGUUUUCUCGUAAACGGGACUAUAUAUAAAAAUUUCAGCCGAGUCGUAGGACGCAGUGUUCCUUUACCCUUCUGCUCUUUCCAGUAGCCUACCCAAAGACUUAAAAAAUCCUUCGAAGUUGGGCAAUCAAAUCCGUACACCUUGCAUAGUGCUUCUCAAACUUCACUGAUCAUCUGCCUUUAUUUCCGCCAUUUUGAAAGUGUUAGUUUCCGGGGCUUCUUGUUUAAUCUGACUUCAUCACCAGUUUGGAAGGCUGCAUCUCCAGCUUCUUGCAGUGACAAUUCUUGGUUAUGUGUCAGAGUAGUAAUUGUGUCAGGUACUGAAACUGCAUAGUCACUCUACAUGUCAGGUACAGGCCCUUCUUCAUCAAUCCCAUAAUGAUUGAAUAAGUUAACAGCCUUGCUGGCAGUCACAUCUGUCACAACCCUAUACCCAGAAUUUCUGAAAUGUAGUAUUCCUUGUAUCCAGAGCUGAUUGGGAGAGAAAUUGCAUUAUGUGCUUACAGGAUGAUUAUUCCACUGACCGAUAAAUUGGUUAAUUGCAUUAUUAAUCAGUGGAAUCUAGACUAGAUGAAUACAAAACAGAUGCACCUCAACUGUUGGAUCUAAAAUUUCAUUGUGCUCAAGAAAGAGGAAAAUGUUCAAAAAGUGGCUCACAAUAACCCAGUUGACAUCACACCAGAGAUGCUUUAUUCUCUAGUUAUGAACAGAUUUUUCAGUGAUGUGGCUGCCUCUAUUUAAACCUCUUUCUUGCAGCAUGAAGCAAGCAACUUCUAUGUUUUCUAUUCCAAGAUCACUGCGAACUCUUGAUGGUAAAUUGGAGUGCUCAACAGCUGACUAGAAAUACUGCAGUACAGUUAAAGCCCUGUUAUCGGUUGAAGCCUAAUUUGAUUUUGAUUAAUUCAUUUCUACAGUGCUUUUGUCAUUUACCUGGAGUAGGAGGGCAACUCCAACUCCAUCCUGUUUUCAGUCACUCACUUUGAGUGUGUACUCUCGGUUGUCUAGUGACUUGCAAUUCAUUUCAAAUUUCACUUUUUAAUACUUCCUUUAAGUUUGCAAGGUGCAUGUAAUGAUGACCACAGUUGCUGUGGGUGGUUGUUGGGUAAAUUGUGCUAAGUUAUCAUUUUUUUCCCAGGUCUGGUUAUUGGCUUUCUCAUAAAAUAUCUUAGUGGAAAUAAGAGAGAGGCAGUUACUCACACAAACUGUACCAUAAGUACUGCACCAAAGAAGCUGUAUAUCAGCACUUCAAAUGCUUCACUGUAUUCAUGUACAUUGUCUGGAGUAGUGCUGAAUUCCGGCAUUGAUCAGGGAAGUGAGCUGAUGCAAAUGGUAGGUACAGGGAAGAAAAUUUACAUGCUGAUGAUAAACUAAUACAAGAUUUCUUACAUUUUUUUUUUUGUUUUUUAAGUGAUUCAGUUCAAAAAGUAAUAUGUUUGCAAUCUAAUUACUAUUUUUUAAAAGCAGUGGUGCAUGAAGGUCUAUCACAAAAGAGAUAGAACAGGAAAAACAACCUCAAAAUCAGUGGAAUGAAACUGCACACGUCAUGUUAUGUAUGCACAUGCAUACAUAAGGAUUUUUACCAUCAUAAGAGCUCUUUAAGAAUUAAGUAGGACUUGUGCAUGUGCUUUUUUAUAAUACUGUAAUGUACACACCUUGAAUCAAGCAAGUCUUUUCAUCAAACAAACAACAGUAUGACACAAAUCAAACUAGUCAACUGCAAGUGUUUUAUAGUGAAAAAAAAAGAAAAGACAUAUUUUGCUCCCAUGACAAAUGGAAAGUACAGGUAAGAAAAAUAAGUUAGAGUAUUGAACCCUUUUCAACAGUAUAAAUAUUCUCCAUAAUAUUCUCUAUAAACUUCCUAACAUGCCGACAAUGAGAAUUUGUUUAACAAUCAAUAGCUUCUUUGGUUGGUGAUCUUUCCUUUAUUCUAAUGACCUUAAUGUUGGAUUCAGGGGUAACAUUGUAAGGAGAUAUUAAGUACUAGUCACUUUAAGAGGUCAAAGGGUGAAAUACAUUUACUGUUUUUAGAGAAAAAACCAUGACAUGCUGGGCACAAAGGAUCUCAGAAUUUUUGCUUAAUAUAUAAAUGAUCAUUUAGUAUCAGAAAGAAAUACUUUGUUGAUCAGAAAUGAGAGUUGAAAGCCUUUUGAAAUGUACAUUUUACAUUUUUCUUCUUUUUUUUCCUGCAGGCUGUAUUUGAUCCUGAAAUAUUUUUCUAUGUUCUACUGCCACCAAUUAUUUUCUAUGCUGGAUAUGACAUGAAAAAGGUAAUAACUAAGUUAACUUUUAUUAUAAUCUACAUGUAAAUAAAGUUCACAUCUCUGCAUUUACAUAAUUAUACAGUAGUAUUAAAGCACGCUCAUGUCGCUUAAGAAAAUUAUUAAGAGCAAACAGAGCAAGCUCCAUGACCUUCUUCCUGCUCAUAUAAUCAGUACUUUGAACCUAAGAAAAAAAUGAGAGUUUAGGCCCAUAUUCAAGAGGAAAAAAAUUUCCAAUAGUUUUCUCACUUUAAUGACCCUAAAUCCUAAACUAUUUUACUAAAAUUUUAUAUUCAUUUGACAUAUUUAGUUUACAAACGCGACAGAUAUACAAACAAAUUUCUCUACAAACUUGCUUCAAACCACUAAUAGUUCUUUUUAAUGUUAUUAUUGCUAUAAACUUUGGUAAUAAUUGUAUUAUUCAAGUUUUUAGUUUCAGAGAAAUUAAAUUAUAAGUAAACUUUUUAUUUGUUUAUCUUUCACACCUUCUUGUUUGGAAUAAGUACAACAUUAUACAGAUUAUUAUUGUAUAUCUAUAAUACACUUGCAGCGCUUUUUCUUCCGGAACAUUGGUGCCAUCCUUACAUAUGCAUUUGUUGGAACAACCAUCUCAUGCAUGGUGUUUGGGUGAGUAGAUUUGACUAGAUUUAGUACGUACACCGUACUGUGUAACUCAAAGAUAAGCGGUGGAUAUCAAAGACUAGCACAGUACCAUACCCUCAUCUGAAGUGUAUGUAUUUGUGUACAGACUGGUAAUAAAACAUGUUAAGAUGAAGUAUAUGUGCUACUGUUAUUCAUUGUUAUGUAUCUUUUCCUUGUGUGCCAUUGUGAUCCACAACUAAAGAGAUGGUAAUAUGAAAGAGCUGGUCCACAAGCAUGAAAUUCAUGAAAUAAUUAUGAAAAUUGCCGUGUACAAAUUGUUGAACAGAUGUGCGGGUUAAUUUGGAAUCUGUUAUACUUUUCUUUAAAGUUAAGAAAGAAAUGGCUUAUGAACAUUAAGCACUUGCUGCAACAGUGCAGCUCUAACUUUUUGUUUGAUUAUAUAAUAGUAUUAAACAGGAAUAGUAGCUGAUGAGGAAACAACAGCCACAUCCCAGAAGUCUCACAAAUUUAAACUGCAAAAUAGCUUGUUCUUUGAUUAAAACAAUUUUAAUUUCUUUUCAAAUAAGUCAAGUCUACAAUGAUUGUAAUAAGAAGGCAAAGAGUGAUUUUGACAUUGCAAAUACAUAUGUCAUUGAUUAUUUGAAAUGUUAAUUAUUCAAAAGUGGUGUUUCGCAGCUGCUAGAUUUUUCACCACUUGAUCAGUCUGCAUGGCUACCCUUCUUUCUUUUCUUCUUUGCCUUUGCUCUAUAGCAAGGAAACAAAAUACACUUCUAACAUGUUAACUAAUAUUAUCAGUUUUUCCUCAUAAGUCAUUUUAAAAAAUUGGUUCAAUUUAACCAAUCACUUUCUUCUCAGGCACUUUAAGUUUCCACCAAUACGUAACUUACUCUGUUAUGAAUACAAAAUGACACUUGCACGCGAAUAAGAUUGAAAACUGAACUAGUGUAGCAUAUACCUAUGUACUCUUACUUGAAACCAAUAGAGGAGCAUAUGUAGUGUGCAUGCAUUAAUUAGAAUUAAAUCUCAAAAACCAAGGUACUGUAGUUAUGCAGAUAGGCUUCAUUGUCCUAAGUAAGAAUUGCAGACUAUAUAUACCGUAGUUAUUCAGUUAUAAGGCGCACGGUUUUUUCAAGAAAAAUCUGUCUUUAGGUGGCAAAUUAGUUCUAAAAUUGGGGUGCGUCUUAUAGCCAAGUAUUUUCGCACAACAAAAUCUUAAGAUCACAAUUUGAGAAGAACUUACAGUUUAAAAAACACCAGAACAGGACACUAGUUGUUAGUCAUUGACUUUUAUAGAUUUGGUGGUUCUGAAAAGAACCGGGGUGGCUCUGAAAAGAGCCGUUGAGGUGGUUGUUGUGUUGUUUGUCUUGUCGCCUAGUCUUCCUGCUCGCUGUCCGUGUCGAACUCGUUCUCUAACUCGUCGUCUGCUUCAUCAGCUCCAGCCCCUUCUGCUAACCAUUUUCCUGAAUCAAAUUACUCAGCUUGGUCCUUAAGGACUGCAAUGUUGCAGCCUUGUUUUCAGGCACCUUCUUUUUGGACUGGUCACCUGUGGACCCUGACUCCCUCAGUUAAACUUGCGGCAGCUUUGCAACCACAGAAAGUUCUAAAUGAAAUUCCAUAUGUCAUGUGUGAAAAGAAGUACAAUCAUGACAACUAAAAGCUCCAAGCAAAAUUAGGAAUAGAGCUCACUAAUUACAUACAGUUCUUUUAUCAGUGCAGUGAUAAAAUUAUCCUUAACAUCACUGACUUGACCAAGUUCCCAGUUUAAAUCACCAGACCUUACCCUUCGUAUAUGGUACAGGCAGUUAGUUUAUUGAUGUAAAAUCACUGAUUUGCUGGUAUUCAAUUGGGAAACAUCAAAGUAAUUAUGGAAUUGUGGCUCCAUUAUUCAAAUAGAUACUAACUGAUAAAGGAUUGCUUUAAUCAUUGCACUAAUUAUCUGAAGGUUUUUUAAAUGGCCUUUCAUAAAUACCAUUUUUAUUAGAACAAAUAUAUAUAACUGAAAUACCAACCUGCAAUAGUGUGCACAAUGUUUUGGUCUAGUUCAUGGAACCUUUUGCUGUUCAGCUCCUCUUUUUUGUAAAAGAACAUCAGGAUCAUCCUGAAGGAUCAUCAACAACACACUGCAAGUAAUUUGCGAGUUUAAAACAUAAUGAGUAUGGCAAUUAAUAGUGUAUAUAAUGUUUCGAAGCGCCUUUGAUGCUUUUAAUCUGCCCUGAUCUACCAGAAAAUCAAGAUUACUCAUCUAAAGCGGCUAGAAUCAUCCACUUAAUCACGUUGCAAAUUCACACUUCUUAAGUGAAUAUGUCAUUCAAAAAUGGGUGACUCCGCUGGAUUCUCUCAUCUAAAGACUCUCCCUAUUGCUCUGAUCGGUACUACACUUAUAUUGGCUUUGAACUCUAAAGGAUCGACUUUUGACUUGCAGUGUAAGAAUGACUGCAAAUAUUCGCAAACUCUUGACUCUUUACUCAAAAACAUUCCUCAAGGAGGGCCUCAAUGGGGUUCACCGUAAGCUGUUAAAUGGCUGAAAAUUUAGUCGUUAGGCGUUAAAAUUGAGUAAUUUUAACCGUUAGUAGAAAAACAAGUUAACAAUGGAAAAAUUGUGUUGACAACGAUGGCAAGACAUUAACUGUUAGCCAUAAAUCAGCCAAAAUUUUAAUUGUUAGCUGAAAAAGUUAUCAUCCAUCAAGGCUCCCCUCAUUGUCAAUUAUUCGUUUGAGGGAAACGCGGCAAAUUCCAGAGCAAAAAUAUAUGUCACACCUAUUAAAGACAAAGUUCGUCGCAAUUAGCUGUGUUUGUAAUUUUAAUGAUUUCUACACGCUAGCUCUUGACAGCUGGCUUCAAAAUGGCUUUCGUUAAAUUUCUUUCGCAUGAUUUGAGGAUUGUUCGACUCGUCUGGAUUUGGAAAAGUUCUGCGAACUACAAAUAAUUAAACCACGAGGCAGGCGUCUAGCAAAGAGCGUUUCCAAAUUGAUUGUCAGUUCUCGCAAUGCGGUUGGCUGCGGCUUUUACCAAUAUACCUCGCAAUUACGCGUCAAUUUCCGGUCAAAAUGGCGAGAUAAUUACUUCUUUCCUUUCGAAAAAACAGUCCGCAUUUUUAAUUUGCAAAAAAAAAAAAAAAGCAAUUGUUUUUUCCUUCACGCGAUUCAAGAACGAUUUAUUUGCAAACUUAAUUCAUUUAAAAGAUUCUGUGAAAGCUAACCUAGAAAUGUCUUGUCAGGCUAUACAUUUUCCAACACAUAAAUGACAUGAGCAACUCACCAUGAAUAGAUAAAAUUUUGCCUUCCCAAAGUUCUGCUUUAUACUGCAUUACACUGCGUCUCCCACUGCAAAGCCGUCCCAAGCAGUCACUGAUCGUGAGGCUAAAGCCUCCAAUUGCGUCGGAUUUAAUGAUACAUUGCCAGUGUUUGACCAUUCAACAACUAAAUAAUUAGCCAUCUACCGGUGGCCGGUGACAAGAAGAGGAAAAAGAAAGUGUGAAAACCAAGAAACUUGAUCAAACCGGGCCUAGAUAUGUGGUUUGGGUACCGCGUUUAUUAUUUGAAUCUGAAAUCUUUUCAACUAGCUCACAAAACGAACCUCCCAUACAAGUAAAUUUUUAUAACCUUUAACUUGCUUGAAGUUCUUUUUCAAGACAGUGACUUAGUGUCCGGCAGAAAUGAACAUAACACGCGAACCACGACUUUCAUGCUGCUGAUUUCCUGUUUGAACUUUUUCGAAUUAAAUCCUCGCAUUUCUGCCUGUUCGGCAGCACUAGAACUCGUCUCGUCGAGAAUGGUCUAUUUAUCUCUGCGCUCAGAAACAUAUUUUGAUUAAACAAGUGUAUAUGAUUUAUAAAAGAACCUUAGGAUCGUUCUUUUUUCAUAUGAUAACAGUUGGAAACACGCCGGAAAGGUCUUUUGCGUGAUUCAAUUUCAGCCUAAAAUAAAAUGCUUAUCACUUGGACAUUGAAAAGGUGAUUUACCACUAUAAACCAUGAGCAUGAAUGUAUCACGUAACUUUCAAAUUAGGGAGUUCUUUUGCUGUUCUCUCAAAAGACUAGGCGAUUAGCUCCACAGUUCUUACAAAAUGCGCACUGCAACCGCAGAAAGAACGGACGGAUCAUGUUCGAUCGCUUUUUCGCGCCCUUUUUUUUCUUUUAUUAAGUCCCGGAAGUCAACCUCUAAGCAGAAACUUCAAAGGAAAUGAGUGAGCGGCGAGGAUACAAGCGUUCCACCUACAAACAAUGGCUUCACGAUUCUUCUCAGACAAACCCCGAGGUUACAAAAUGGCGCGAGGAAAAGAAAAACGUUUGUCUCUCUACUGACCUAAAUGGAGAGGGCUCCGCAUGGAUCGACGACGACCUGGCUCGAAGAGAUUGACAACACUCAGUGCAGUCGUCCUCAGUUUGAUCUUGAUUUUGACAAAUGCUCUAGCUGCAUUACUGCUACCUCUCAAAAUCAAGAUGUUGAUACUGAAAGUGUAGUCACCAGUGCCACAUCAGAUUUUAAUUUUAAUGACGAUGAUUCUCUGACAAAGAUGCUCGGCAGUAUAAUGGAAACUGAACAAAGAUAGAUGCAGGUGGAAACAGCUAGUUAUAGCUUUGACAUGGACUUCCCAUAUUAACUUUUUACUAGCCUUUAAAAAGGUAGCUUUUGGCUAUAUUUUAUAUUUUCAGUAUGGUGGAGAAAGGUAGUUUUUAUAUAGACUAUCUUUUAACUUUGUACAUUAAAGACAGGUUUCAGAGAGGCUAUGAAAGAGGUCAUGAAAAUGAAGAUAGUGUUCAGAUAGCCUAGCUUUUGACUAGCCAUAGUGAAGAUAGCUUUUAGAUGGGUUCCCUCUUUUUAUUAAGAGUUGGUUAGUUGAGAGAUAUGCUAACUUUGUACUAUCUACUGAGUAGGGAUAGUAAAAGGAUAGUCUAACUAAUUGCUAUCUGUCAGAAGGAUAGACAUCAGUUAGCUUUAGGGUAGGUUAAAGAUAGCAACUACUAUCUGCAAAUUCAUGUGGAUAGUAAUAACAUAGCGUUUUCCUGAAGUGAACUAGUAAUCAGAUAGUGGCAACUAUCCUAGAGCUAGUAAUAAACUAGGAAAAAGAUAUGGUCAAUUUUGGGAGGGAACCUUUUUAUACCAAUCCUAGAAUAAAGUAAAGCAAAACCAAAGCAAUGCUGGAUAAAUAAGGAAAUUUGCUUUUAAAGUUUAAGAAAUUCCUUUAAUAUACUUUUACAAUACUUCUUUACAGUACUUAUUACCAACUGCUGUUUAAUGUAUUUGUUCUGUCUGAUAAACAGGGGGACAAUGUAUGCCUACACAAAGAUUUAUCCUCAUCAUGUAGACAAAGAUUUUGAUUUCCUGGAAUGCCUUUUGUUUGGAGCUCUGAUAUCAGCCACAGAUCCAGGUAUGUUGGUGUGAAUCAUUCAAACUGGCUGAUAAUAAUGGUAAUUUACUGUGGCAUAUUUUGUAUGUUUGGAUGCCCUUAUAUGGUAAAUUAUUGUAGUUCCACAAAACAGGUGUAUAUGGUUUCCUGAGUUUCAUGAUGAGUACACUGUGUCCUAUUUUCAAAAAAAGUUAACUGCUCAACCCCAGCCUACCAGAUGUUCCAUUUCAAUUUAUCUUUCUAUGCUAUGAUAGAAUUAAUCUGAUCAAAAUGCUCACGGUAUGAAUUUAUUAUCUUUAUUUGCUUUUAACUCCCAAUAGCCUGAACUUCCCAUUGCUCAAACAUUUUUAGUUUCUCUCGAAGUUUCAAAUGAUUGGGAGGCAACUCUACUCCAUCACUAGUUGUUAAAAGUAGCUCUUUUCCAUUACCCCUCUCCCCCUUCAUUCCCCAACCCCUCCCAGUGUUGAUUCUCUUGUUUGCACCUUUUGUAGAUCCACCAUAAACUCAAAUGUAAUAUUACUGUGAUUUGUUUUGCAGUAACAGUGCUGGCUAUUUUUCAUGACCUGCAUGUGGAUGUGGAUCUGUAUGCUUUGGUGUUUGGUGAAAGUGUCAUGAAUGAUGCUGUGGCAAUUGUUCUCUUCAGGUAGGAAGCAGUGUGGGUCAAAAUUCGGAUUAGAUAUUUAUUGUUUUAACUAAUAGAAUUAUUUGUGUCAAGUGCACAGCACAGUUGAUGAACCAGUAAUUGCUCACUCUUUACAAACAAAGAAAACUACUAUAAGUUUUUUCUUGAUGAUAUUAAAAACAAAUCAAACACAGUGCUUGGGGCAGCUCUUGUGAUAGGAAAAUAGAUUAUACAGCAACUGUAAAGAGUAUGUUGAGUACAGAUAUUGCCAUCUCAAUUCUUACAACAUGUUUGACAAUUACUUAAAGGUAUCUUGGGCUGUAAAGUAAAAAAUUUCAAGGCAAUUUGACUGAGAAACAAUGGAUUGGAAGACCCAUUGAGCCACCUCCUAAAUUGUCCACGGUUAAAUCAUGAGUUAUUAAUUUCUUUAUAAUUGAGUGUGAACUUAACAUUUACUUCUCUCAACACAAGGAAUUUUUUGUGAGAAGAAGUGCAACUGAAACAUACCUGUACAUGUAUCUUCAUGCAAUGUCAAGUAUGGUUUGAAUUAACAAAUCAAGAAGCCUUGACUGUGCUCUCUUCUCUUGUAAAGCACGCAGGAAGCGGCUAGAGCACGAAAGAAGUGAUCAGGGAAACAUGAGACGUAGUCAAAUAUUUCUCCCUUCUUCUUUAGUAGCGAGAAGUCUGGGAAAUGGUCUGACAUAGUGCAAAUUGGUAACUGGCACGACAGCUUUAGCUCAGCUUUUUGUUUUGUACUAUCACUGGUAGUAGCACGCUCUUUCAACCAAUGACAGUACGCAUUAUAUCCGAACUUUUUUUAUAAAUGAAUUAAAUACAAAUUCGAAGUCUCGAUUGUUCUUUAAUACUGCUUGCCUUUGCAGAUCUGUGGAGACAUAUGUGUUGGAUAGCGCAGGCACUGGAUUUCAAGUUGAUAAGUUCUUUGAGUCAGUGGGUGUCUUCAUUGGUGUUUUCUCGGGUUCGUUCUUUCUCGGUUUUGUUAUGGGUCUUGUUACUGCUCUUGUAUCCUUACAAAAGUUUAUUCAACAUAAUUAUAAACAAUGGAGGAUAAAAUAUUGGGACACUUACGGAAUCUUACAAAAACAAAAUCCUUCCCCCCUCCACUCCCCCCUCCCCCCCCCCACAAAAAAAUGAUGAAUUUUGUGUUCUUUGAAAAUUUUACUGAGAUGCGGUGACUAUUUUUGUUUUGCGGGAGGGGGGAGGGAGAGGGGAGGUUCUGCAUUUAUGCCUGAAUUGGCAAAAAGUGUUGUUUUGUAUUAUAUUUGGAUAUGGAGUUUGUUGUCAAUAUCUGUCCCAAGGAGUUUUGAUGUUCAUUAUGAACAUUUUGUGGUUUUAGACCCUUGACAUCACAACAAAAACAGGUGACAAAACUCACCAAAAUCUCAGAAUUUCCUCUCUUAGAGACGGCUUUGUUCUUCCUACUGUCAUGGACCACAUUUCUUAUGGCAGAGGCAGCCAAUCUAACAGGUAAGUGUCUAAAAGUUCAUUAAAUACUAAGAUGAUGGAGAAAACCUUAUUAUCUAGGUAAUCACGGUGAAAAUAAUGUUAGGAAUGUAGUAAAUAAAGGAAGCACCAGUUAAUACUUCUGCAUAUUUAUCUUUAUUAUAAUAAAUUUGAAAAUUAUUACUUCUCAUUUAGUAACAUGCAAAAAGACACCUGAUGGAUAUUUUGUCAUUAAAGCUCGACUAUUAAUAUAAUUGUAACCAUUGAAAUUUCCUCAAAUGUGAUUGGUGUAGUAGCUACUUUAUUUUUCACUAAUUAUUCUGUAGAGUUGUAAUUGGACAGUGUAAGCGAACAGUUGGCUUUACAUUCUGUAAUCGAACACCUGUAUUAAGACAGUUAAGGCAACCAAUCAUAUUAGGUCAACUCAGCUAAAUUUACCAAUCACAGAAUUGAUUGCCUGCAAUCAUACUCGUAAUUAUUAAAUCAAAUGGUCGUGUGAUUGUUUGAACACUCGCGUGAUUACAGACUGAAUUGGACUCCACUCAGUCCUACAUGUAUUGAUAUUUUAUGUGUAUUAUUAUUGUCAUCAUUAACAUUACUGUUAUUAUUUUCAGUUAUGUACAUUGUUGUUGAAACUGUGCAAUCACUUUCAUGCUAUUUCCCUCUAGGAAUUGUUGCAGUUCUUUUUUGCGGAAUAUCUCAAGCUCAUUACACAUAUAACAAUUUGUCAGAGGAGUCAAAACAGAACACAAAACAGGUACUGUACUUUUAAUAACUUUGGCUUGUCAUUUACAUGUGAACCGCACUGAUCCUCAAAACAUAUUUUUUUAAUAUUAUUUUGUUUAGCUUCAGGAAAAUCAUACACUACAUGAUACCGGGAAAAGUAAAUUAUACACCGCAUUCGAUGGUCUAACAAAUAACACUCAGUAGCAGCAAUGAACUAAAUAUCCGCUCGCAUUAUGUGAUUUAAUUCCACUAUUAUUUCACUAUUUAGUACCUUGAUUCGAGUUUUGCGAAAUACCUCCUACCGCCUUAUCUUUGCAUCAUAUCGAUUGCAUAAAGAGUACGCAAAAGACGAAAGGAACACGAACGAAACCGCUACUGUGUUUUUUUGGGACCAAAAAAAUAUCUGUCGCGCUUAAGACUUCGUUUGUUUAAACAUGAAGUCUAAAAAACGAAAAAAAAAAAUCAAAGUUUGGGUCGCUCAGUGCGGUCACUGUGUUGGUCCGUAGUUUUGCCCUGUUCUGUAGUGAAAUGCUGUGGAAUAAUAGAUCUCUCACAGCUCUCUCUACCAAAAAUUACAAAGCUAACCUUCAUAUGUUUUCCAACAUUUCUUUGCAGACGUUUGCAUUCUUAAAUUUUCUAGCGGAGAGUUUUAUAUUUUCAUACAUGGGGUUAUCUGUCUUCACCUUUCAACAUCACCAGUGGAAUAUUGGAUUUAUAUCAUGGACAUUUGUAUCUUUUUUAUUAUAUUGAAGUGGUGACUGGGAAAGUAACACCUAACACUUAUAACUUCUGAUCGUUCGAAAAUGACGUUCAAUGAACAACGUUUUGAUUAUUUUGAGGCAUUUUGACGGGGCUGUGUUUCUGGUUUGAAAAGAAAGAUUGAGAAAUAAAACAAUAGCUCCCAUGUGAAUCUGUAGAAAACAUUUUUAAACUGUUAGCUUUUUAAAUCAAUUGUUUGUUUCUCUAUUUUAUUAUUAAUUUUUAAAGUUUAAGAUUUGCGAUACUAUGAAUAAUUUUCACAAAUGGGCUUAAUUGAAUCAGAGCUACAUGUAGAAGAUGUGAAGAGCUUUGAAGAGCGGUUAAAAAUCGGAGAUUAAAGCAAGGGUACUGUAUUUUAUGUUGAGAGAGCAGAAUCUUUUGUUUCUGUGCUCACUUUUUGUGUCUUAAUUUAUUGCUUAGAAGUUUAAUUGGCCAAUCAGUUUGAAAGGAUCGUUAAGCUAAUGAAUGUUGUGUACCGCAAAGGUACCUACAAAAGCAUGCAACAGAGACAAUUUCUUGGUUUUCCCUUCUUCUUGCUGUUGUUCACCAAUUGAUACAGUUUGUUAAAGAUUAACAUACCUAAGCAAGAGCCUACUUGGGUCAUGCUGUAAUGAUAUCUUACUGAUUGAACGUUCCUUAGCCAAUCAUCGGUUACUGAUUCUUAACUGUUUGAUGUACAGCUUGCCAUGACUUUGGGAAGGCUUUUAAACGUUUAUCCAUUGUCGUUUUUACUUAAUAUGAGAAGGCACAGAAAGAUUAGUUACAAAUUUCAACAUAUGAUGGUGUUUGCAGGUGAGUAAUCUGAAGGUUGUUUUUCAAGGAAAAGAAUGUAGAAUUAGGGUAUCAUUGUUGAUGAUGGUCAGUGCACUGAGUGGAGUACAAUUCGAUCUGAAAUCAUUCGAGUGAUCAACAAAAUUGGACAACAGCGAAACGGGAGUUCGAUUUGUUAACUCUGUAGAAAAUAGAAAUAGAAUUGGAAGAAACAAAAUCCUAUUCGAAAUUUACCCAUAGAGUACGAGCAGUCCCCCCUUUUCGGCGAAGUCCAUCGCGCGAUUCAAAAAACAAUUGAUGUUAGCGCGUCCCAAGAGCUGUUGGAGUGACAUCGAUACAAGUAUGUAUCAAAGAUUGUGAUACACUGUGUGUUAAACCUCUUUUAUGAAUAAAAACAAAACACGAGAUAAUGAAUUGGUGUAGAGUUCGUGUUGUUAAACGCCCGAAUUUUUCUACUUAAAAUGGUGGUAAAACUGAAUUAAGCUUACUCACGGAGAACUCGGGGGAUUAAUUUCAAAUCACUCGAGGGUGUGGCUGUCGCUUUUUUCAGAGUGACAGACUCAACUGUAACUACCGGAGGCAUUUUACUGAGUUGAGUCAUGCCUGCUCACUCAGGAUUUGACGAGGUAUUAAGUGCUCUUUUUUACUUACAAUCUUCCAUAAAUGUAUCAGUGUAAUUUUACACCUUUUAUCCGUUCAAUGAAGGUUUGCGAGGUGCCGUUGCAUUCGCUUUGGCCAUGCGCAACACGGAAUCAGUUCCUCGUCAGAUGAUGUUGACGUCAGUACUAAUUGUGGUUUUUGUAACUGUUAUUUUCAAUGGAGGUACUACCGUGUGGGUACUCUCACUUUUGAAGAUAAGGUAG